Messenger RNA from Mucor velutinosus, 1797 nucleotides. RefSeq lists its product as uncharacterized. The transcript has 5 exons. Bases 1 to 1797 code for a protein of 598 amino acids. Gene Ontology annotation, molecular function: oxidoreductase activity; FAD binding. The record is from RefSeq and is a predicted model, not a curated record. Lineage: Eukaryota; Fungi; Mucoromycota; Mucoromycetes; Mucorales; Mucoraceae.
AUGGUUACCCCUGAUAUGUCUAUACCCGCCCCUGCAUCCAAAGUCGAUUUCCUUGUAGUUGGCGGUGGUCCCGUCGGUUUAUUGGCUGCUAAUCUCAUUGUUCAAGCUGGUCUCACUGUUCGCAUUGUUGAUAUCGAAUAUGAGCCCAAUCAUUGGGGACGUGGUGAUUGGAUCCAUGGACGCACACUCGAGUUAUUGGAAAGAGCAGGUCUAGAAGUUGAACUAUUAAAGACAGGUGUUAAAGUGGACAAAAUGUCAUCUUAUAUGAAUGGUCUCUUGCAGAAGGAAAUUCCAUUUGUUCCUGAGGAGACAGAGUCCAAGCAUGAAUACUUGCUCUGUGUUGGUCAGCACAUUACUGAAUCAAGCCUGCAAAGCCAAUUGUCGCAAUUUGAUGUCCAGGUCGAGCGUCCUUCCACUGUAGUAAGCAUGGAUCGCGAUGGAAACAAGGAUGGCGAGUAUCCUAUUACUGCUACUGUCAUGCAUUUGCAAGAAGGAAGAGGCACAGAGGACGUUCAAUGCAAGUAUGUCUUGGGUUGUGAUGGUGCUCACAGCGAUAUUCGUCAACAGCUUGGUAUUACCAAUGAGGGAGAGACGAGUGAGACGCAUGCCGGUGUCCUGGAUGCGCUUAUUAGAACCAACUUUGCAAGCAGGAAAGAAGUCUGUAUUGUGCAGAGUGAUCAUGCCAAAACAAUCAGCAUGUUUCCUAGAGAAAACGGCUUGACGCGUCUGUUUGUCCAUUUCAAUGAGAAUGAACAUGAGCAAAGGAAAGAGCAGCACAACAGAAACAAGAUCAUGCUCGAGGAUAUCCAAAGAGAAGCCAAAAGAGCCUUAUUACCCCACCGUAUUGAAUUCUUGGGUAUUCUGUAUUGGUCAGUGUACGUGGUAGGACAACGCUAUGCUUCUAGACUUGAUUCAAAAGACCAAAGAGUCUUUCUCUGUGGCGAUGCUGCUCAUUCUCAGAGCCCAACACUUGGUCAAGGCUUGAACACGGGUCUUGGUGAUGUCUUCAACUUGAUCUGGAAGAUUGUUAUGGUGGAAAGGGGUCAACUGGAUCGCAAAUUUCUCGCGACAUAUCAUUCAGAAAGAUGGCCCGUUGCUCAAAAUGUACUAGACAUUGACAGAAUUGCAGCUAAAGCUGCUGCUGGACAUAAAGCUGCAGACUACUGCGAUGUGGUAGAGAAACAUAGACUUUUCACAGCGGGAUACGGUAUCAGUUACGAGAAGAAUAGCAAGGAUGAUGUGUCUCUGGUGUGGGCUCCAGGGGCAGAAGAUGAAGCCAUUGAACUCAAAUCUGAAUAUCACAUGAAGCCUGGUAUGCGUGCUCCUAAUUUCAAGGUAUUCGGCUUUACCAGUGGUAAAAAGACGCGUCUCUUUGAUGCCAUUCCAAAGAAUGGCAAGGUGCCCCAGUGGUUAUCGUAUACCUUGUUCGUGCUGGCCCAUGACCUUCGAUCGACACAUGAGAUUGUCGCUAGGUUUUUGGAAGAAACUAGCAAAGCAACCACUUUGUUGCCACCUACCAACGUUGUAGUUAUCACGACAAGCACAGCGGAUCAAGUUGCUGCCUACAAGAGCAUGCUGGAUAGUGACCGAGUGGUGAUUGACAAACUAAACCAAGCCCAAUGUCAUAGAGCUUUCCAUCGUAGAGCAGCUGGUUCUGGUAAUCAUCAUUCAACCGAAGAUGAAAAGGUUCAAGUAGUACUCGUGAGACCUGAUGGCUAUAUUGGUACUAUUAUUAGGAGCGAUGACGCUACUUUGUUAAGCAAUAGAGUUUGCCAAUACUUUUCAAAUAUUGUUUAA